Molecule: messenger RNA, 2512 nt
Organism: Andrographis paniculata
Lineage: Eukaryota; Viridiplantae; Streptophyta; Magnoliopsida; Lamiales; Acanthaceae
Product: ferric reduction oxidase 2-like
Exons: 8
Coding region: 119-2275 (718 amino acids)
Cellular component (GO): plasma membrane
Molecular function (GO): oxidoreductase activity
Source: RefSeq, a predicted model, not a curated record
CUCAUUCUCCCCAUCUCUAUACAAUAUUAUUUCUUCCGUACCUCCCCUCCGAGAUUUUCUCUUUAUUUUACUAACCAAAUAAAAUAAAAUAAAAAAUCGAUUUUAUUUUAACUUGCUUAUGGAUCAUCAGCAGAUUUUUCCGUCUGGCCGCGGCGGCGGCGGCGGCGGCGGUAACAAUAUUCUCCGGGCGGCGGUGUUGGCGGCGGUGAUGGUGGUGUUGGGCGGAUACCUUCUAGUGUGGGUGAUGAUGCCCACAACUGCUUACUUUCAAACAUGGCUGCCGCUGCUCAGAGCCAAAACAGCCACCACUUAUUUUGGGACUACUCAGGGUGCAACUUGUUUGGUGUUCACUUCGCCUGUCCUCUUUGUGGCUUUGCUGGGCUGUGUGUAUCUUCAUUUUGGCUCUGCCUCUGUUAAAGGAGGUGCGAAGGUCGACGAACGAGUGCAGAUAUGGCGGCGACCGAUGAUCAUCAAAGGCCUCGGGAUCGUGUCGCGGAUAGAGCUCGCCUUCUUCCUCAUGUUCAUGGCGCUCCUCGCUUGGAAUCUCGCCGCCUAUCUGCGCAACAGCUUUGCCGCAAUCACGCCCAAAUCCGCCGCGAAAUUAGGGUUGAAACUGUGGGAAAUCCGGCUGGACACGGCGGCGCUCCGCCUCGGUCUGGUCGGAAAUAUUGCCCUAACUUUCCUAUUCUUCCCGGUGACACGUGGCUCGUCGGUUCUGCCUCUGUUCGGCCUCACUUCUGAAGCGAGUGUGAAGUAUCACAUCUGGCUUGGCCACAUUGUCAUGACCUUUUUCACUGCUCAUGGAGUCUGUUACGUCGUUUUUUGGGCUUCCACCAACCAAAUUUCAGAGAUGUUGGAAUGGAAGAACACAGGGAUCUCCAAUGUAGCAGGAGAACUAUCUCUAUUAGCAGGAUUAGUCCUCUGGGCCGCGACAUUCCCGCGUAUACGGCGAAAGAUGUUCGAGCUCUUCUUCUACACUCAUCACCUCUACAUCUUAUUCAUCAUCUUCUUCGUGCUCCAUGUUGGCAUCAGCUACGCCUUCAUCAUGCUCCCGGGCUUCCUCCUCUUCCUAAUCGAUCGCUACCUCAGGUUCUUGCAGUCGAGGCGAAGCAUUCGCCUCAUCUCCGCUAGAUUGCUCCCUUGUGAAGCCAUGGAACUCAACUUCUCCAAAAGCAAAAGUUUGAGCUAUACACCGAUGAGCGUCAUGUUUGUGAAUGUGCCAAGCUUAUCGAAGUUGCAAUGGCAUCCUUUCACCAUUACUUCGAGUACUAAUUUGGAGUCGGAUAAGAUAAGUGUGAUGAUCAAAGGGGAAGGAAGUUGGACUCGUAAGCUUUACGAAUCGCUCGGUUCUUCGCCUUCUUUGUCAAAUCACCUUAACGUCUCCGUCGAAGGCCCAUACGGGCCUUCAUCGACGCAUUUCCUAAGGCACGACGUGGUGGUGAUGAUAAGCGGGGGUAGCGGGAUAACCCCAUUCAUAUCCAUCAUCCGCGAGCUCGUCUACACGAGCGAGAUACUAAAAUGCAAGAUCCCGAAACUUCUACUCAUCGCCUCGUUCAAGAAAUCGGUUGAUUUAACCAUGCUCGACCUCAUUCUCCCGAUCUCCGGCAUCCCAACCGACCUAAUCACAACCGGAUUACAAAUCGAGGCCUUCGUGACAAGAGAGAAACAACCAAACCCCCAACAAAAGAAGCCCAUCCAAACCAUAUGGUUCAAGUCCAACCCGUCCGACGUACCCCUAACCCCCGUGUUAGGCCGAGACAACAAUUGGCUAUGGCUCGGCGCCAUAAUCACCUCAUCUUUUACUAUCUACCUCAUUUCCAUCGGAAUUUUGACUAGAUAUUAUAUAUACCCGAUCGACCACAACACUAACAGGAUAUACUCCUCCGCGGCUAGAGGCGUGCUCCAUAUGUUGUUCCUUUGCAUUGGCAUAGUUAUUGCCGCGACUAUAGCUUUUCUUUGGAAUAAGAACAAUAGUGCAAAGGAGACAAAUCAAAUUCGGACCACGGAAGGCCCUACACCUAUGGCCACGCCCGACUCGUCGUGUUACAAUGUGGAUAGAGAGCUCGAGAGCUUCCCUCAACAAUCGCUCUUGCAAUGCAUCCAAGUGCAUUACGGCGGAAGGCCCGAUUUCAAGAAAUAUCUAUUGGAUCGGAAGGAAGGAAGCGUGGGAGUUCUUGCUUCCGGGCCGAAGCAAUUGAGGCACGACGUGGCGAGGAUAUGUUCUUCGAGUUUGGCGUCGAAUCUGCACUUCGAAUCCAUCAGCUUUAGCUGGUGAUGAGAGAUAUAUAUAAGUUUAGUAUACAUACAAUACAUAGAUCAAUACAUCAAAAGAUGGGUAUUUGUUUUUGUAUGAUGGAUGGGUUGAAGUGUGUUGUUUUUUUGUGGUGGACUGGUGCUGUUUUGGAAUGGAUGUUUCUGUGCUUCAUUCACCUUCUCAUACAUAUUGUGUUGGUAAGUUUGUUCGUGUGAAAAUAUUCAAUUAUCAAUAAUGAGUGAAAUCCUCCUCCUUCCA